CCACUUUAAUUUACAAUAGCCAGUAUCCUAUCAGAAACAACAAAGCAGAAAAAGAAGACAAGAGUUUAACAAACAGGCCCACGAUAAAAUUAUACAGUAACGCAAACUCAUAAAAAGCCAUAUAAAACAAAGAUCUUUGCGGAUAAUCAGAAACUACAUUUCUUACCUCAAAGCUUCAGCAACAAGAUUUUGAAAGAACGAAGUUUUUUAUCGGCAAGGAGAUAUGCCAACAUAAAUGUCUCUUUUGCUCAAGUCACCCGGUUGUAAACAAAUAAUGGCAGAUGUGGCUGCGCGAACUUCAACGAAAAAAGGUGCAACAGGUUCAUACAAGAAAAGUGAUGGUAAAACAGAAAUCGAGUUUCUUUUUCUUGCAACCUCAAAUCACAAUGAUGUUUACCAGAAUUGCAAAGCUUCAUUAAAAAAUGAAAAUGUGCACAGCAUUACUAUACAUGGACUGGAGUCCUCCAUACCUAUGGCUAUGAAAGUUGCUUUGAUGAUAAAAAAAGAAGUUUCAAGUAUUGAGAUCCAAGUCCUGACGUCAUCAGUUGACCUUAUUAACAGUUUACAAAUAGUUGGGAGGUUGAUUGAACCAUCGGGAUUGAAGCAGAGCUGUGCUGCCGUCCAUCUUGUGCUGAAGAAAACGAAACCAACAAAGACAGCACAAGAAAACUAAAAUUUAUUCUCUCGUGGUUUUUAUCUUAAAUCUCUUACUUAAAUCUCUUUUAGCUAUGUUUACUACAUUCAAAGUGAAACUUCUGACCCAGGCAUACUUCUUUUUAUUAUCAAAUAAAUAAUUUUUUGUUUGUU
Molecule: messenger RNA, 807 nt
Organism: Hydractinia symbiolongicarpus
Lineage: Eukaryota; Metazoa; Cnidaria; Hydrozoa; Anthoathecata; Hydractiniidae
Exons: 5
Coding region: 236-673 (145 amino acids)
Source: RefSeq, a predicted model, not a curated record